AGUGGCUAUACAGAAAUCAUUGAUAGAAGCAUAUUAUGGAAGAAAGCAAUGGAGAAGAAAGAUGGCACUUAUGAUGAAGUUGUCAUACCAGUGGUGGAGAAGAUUGACAAGAUGUUGAAAGAGUCACGAGAAAGUGGUCGAAUUUUUAGUGGCAAUAAUGACAUACUUACAGAAGCACUGGGCACUCCCGAAUACAGUGGUCGAGUACGGGCUAAAGGCAAGCAUUAUACACCACACCAAUAUUUCCAUUCUAUGGCGAAUAGUGCUAUGCGGGAAUUUGUGAAAGAAUCUCAAGAGCGACAAUCUAAGUUUGAGGCAAAUAUUUUAGCCCAACUUUCUCAGAUGAUGCCUAGCACACCUCAAUCUGAUGUUAGCAGCUCUAAUGUUAAGCAAAAUCAAAUUGUCCUGCCUCAAGCUAUUGAGCAACCUAAGUGUCAAGUUGAUGACCAUCUCCCAAUAGUGCAAAAAGCAAACAAGGUUAGGAAAUGCCAAUUGGCCAUAGGGACAAAGGAAAAUGUAGUUGCAGCUGGCACAAUUAUACUUGAAUGUGGUGUUAACUUCUUAGUUGUUGUGGAUGCUUCUUAUGAGCCAAAUGCACCACUUCCUGUGCCUAUUCCUAACCAAAUUAAAACUAUUGGAGAGGCUCUUGGGUAUCAAGUUUUGUGGCCUGCCCAAAUGGUCAGUCUUACUACUCAUCCCAUCCAGGUAUAGUUUUUUUUUUUUUUUUUUCAAUUUUCAUUAACAGUUUCUUGGUAGUAAUUAUAAC
Messenger RNA from Vitis vinifera (wine grape), 766 nucleotides. RefSeq lists its product as uncharacterized. Bases 49 to 711 code for a protein of 220 amino acids. Lineage: Eukaryota; Viridiplantae; Streptophyta; Magnoliopsida; Vitales; Vitaceae. The record is from RefSeq and is a predicted model, not a curated record. The transcript has 3 exons.